GGCGGAAAUGGCUUCAUGCGGGGAGCUCCAGGAGUAGUAAUGGCAGGGCCCGGGCGUGCAAGGAGCGCCCGUUCGGCGGGUCCUGGAGGCUCGGGACAGCCGCAAGCGCGACGGCGGCAGCAGCAGCAGGCGAAGGGACAGCAGCUCUCGGCCUCACGGCCGGGACAGCGCAGCAAAAAAAAGAAGGAAGUGAAUUGCAAGCCCAAGAAUCAAGAUGAGCAAGAAAUCCCUUUCCGGCUACGAGAGAUUAUGAGGAGCCGACAGGAGAUGAAAAAGCAGCUCAGCAACAAGAAGAGAAAGAAGGAGGCCCAGGCGGCUUUCAAGGAGACACUGGAAAAGGAAGCCAAGGGGGAGGAAGAGACAGACAUCGUUGUCCCCAAGUUCAAGCAGAGGAAGGGGGAGUCUGAAGUGGCCUACGUCCAGCGCAUGGAACAGGAGGCCCAGCAUGUGCUGUUCCUUAGCAAGAACCAGGCCCCUCGGCAGCCUGAGGUGCAGGCAGCUCCCAAGAAGGAAAAGUCUGAACGGAAGAAAGCGUUCCAGAAGCGGCGCCUUGAAAAAGCCCAGAAAAAAAGGGAGGAAAGAGCAGUGGACAGGCUGGAGCGGGAGCUGCUGAAAGAUACUGUGGAGUUUGGAGAGGUUGUGCUACAGCCUCCGGAGCUGACAGUCCAGCCUAGACGGAGCAUUGGCAGAGAUGCGCCCGGCAAGAAGUCUCUAAUGUUAAAGAUGCUUUUGGGUGCUGGUGGUGGGUCCCUGACUCCAGCUACCUCACUGGCCCACCAGCGGAUUCUGGGGGAACAGCGAGAACGGGCUGUGCAGGCUUACAGAGCCCUGAAGAAGCUGCAGCGACAGGAAGUGACGUCUGCACACCCGCUUGGCUGCUCUUCUCAGAGGAAGCUGCAGACUUGUCUGUGAUUCAGAGACCCAGAGGACCAGUCCACUGGAAACUGACCUGCGAGCUGCUAGACCCGGCAAAGGGAAAGACCGCAGAUGCUUGUCUCUGGAUAGGGACUUGAUAUCUUAUUGGAUAAGCUUUCAGUAUGGGGUAUCCUUUUAAAGGUGACCACCAGUGAAUCCCACCUCAUACAGGGCAAGUUCCCCUAGCACUUGCCUGAGACACAGAUGGGAGGACGGGUGUUUUCCUGAGCCUGGCUUCAUUCUGAAACAAGUCUCAGGGAAGACAAGCCAAGACUACUGUGGAAAGGACUCAAUCCCUUAAUCCAGCUGAUUACUGAAGCUGCUGAUGUGGGUUGGCCUGCUGUCUUAAGAGGCUCCCGUGGGUUCAGUGCCAUGCAAGGCAGGGUAACAAUACAGUGGGAGCAGAUGUACCCAAUGCAGGUGUGUCUCUCGGGUGGCUGGCAGUCAGCACCUUGUUUGCCUGCAGGGGUGUGUACAGAGGCCAGAGUACCCAUUUAGGUUUGGUUUGGAUAGAGAUGGGGUGUCAGUACUGGCUGAACGCCUUGAGGUAUACACAUAGACACCAGACUACAGUGAUAGGAAGGGCAGAGUGGUUAUACCGAGAGGGUAGGAAAAUGUCCAUGUCCUGCGUAGCAGGCCUGUGGGAAAUAGGGGCAGGCCUUCGGAGAGGACCAGGGAUAGAAUCUGAAUGUGUCUCCCAUAGUAUUAAAGGAGGGAGGACCUGGUGCUGGCUCCCGGUAGUGAAAGUAGUCCUUCAAACUCAUCCAAACCUCAGAGGUGCGGUCCCGCCCUAGAAUCCUGGCACCUAGGAGGUAGAAGCAAAAGAAUUGGGUGUUCAAAGCCAGUCUUGACUACAUGAGACCAUAUUCCCCCCAUAAAAAAAUGACCUUCAUGUUGACAUCAAAAGAGCUAGGCUUGGGCCUUGCUUCUGGCAGACUUUCUAGGGGCUCCUCUCCAGUUGUAAACGCAGACUGCUCGUUCGUCUCCCAGCUGUCCAGACCCGAAGCUAUAUUAAUUACAACACUGUUUGGCCAGUGGCUCAUGCAUAUUUCUAGCUAGUUCUCACAUCUUAAAUUAACCCAUUUCUGUUAAUCUGUAUCACCACGAGGCUGGUAAGGUUCCAGAGGUGUCUUUCUCCUUUGGCAGCUACAUGGCAUCUCCUUUACUCUGCCUACUCUCAGUAUCUCUGAAUUUUCUGCCUUGCUUUACUUUGCUAAGCCCUUGGCCGAAACAGCUUUAUUCAUCACCCAAUAAAGCAACACAUACCUGACCAUAUAUGGGACAGCCCACAUCAUCCAGAACAGCUGGUGCAGGAGCCCACACGGAGUGCCUUUACUCUUCCAAGUUUGCAUUUUCCAGAGUGAAGUUUAAUGACAUUAAAGUUUACGCUCUUUGAA
Molecule: messenger RNA, 2312 nt
Organism: Myodes glareolus (Bank vole)
Lineage: Eukaryota; Metazoa; Chordata; Mammalia; Rodentia; Cricetidae
Gene: Ccdc137
Product: coiled-coil domain containing 137
Cellular component (GO): nucleus
Source: RefSeq, a predicted model, not a curated record